This is a messenger RNA of Merops nubicus (carmine bee-eater), 1425 nucleotides long. It is a transcript of the gene CCDC162, whose product is annotated as transmembrane protein FLJ37396. The record is from RefSeq and is a predicted model, not a curated record. Lineage: Eukaryota; Metazoa; Chordata; Aves; Coraciiformes; Meropidae.
AUGGAGAGAAGCCUGACCAUCAGUACCGCUGGCCUCUCCUUGAAGGCUGGCCACCUAAUUCCCAGUGCAGAAGACACCUCCUGGGUCAGUGCUGCCAAAAGAAGCACUGGUGGUUUUGAUGGCCUAAGUUCACAGCUGUAUAUUCACUACACACCAGUUGACUACAAGGUCCACAGCACUCACUUCAUGGAGUCUGCAGAGGUGGAAAACCAUGCUGACUCUCACGCUAGUGAAGAUGGAUAUAUUCACACACAGGACCAUGAGGUUUAUAUAAUAUAUCAUGUGGCCUUAGAGGACCUGAAGGAGCUUGAGAACCAGCUGCUGCUUGUGGCCAGCCAGUACACUGAGAAAGUUAAAAGCAAUGUAGCUUGUGAGCAGUCCAGUGGCUGCAACAUCAUGGCUGGGGACCCAUCUCUGUGGAUCAAUUGGCUGUGCUUCUUGACCUCUGGACCUCUUCUAGAUGUUCUCUAUGAAGCUUACCAGCAUGCUUUGGACCCAGAGGUAAGAUUUGCUUUGGCCCAAGCGAUAACUGACAUCAUGCGUAAGUGUCCAUGGUUUGAUCUCAACCUUGAAUAUUUUGUCAACACCUACAAAGAUGAAUGCAUCUGUUUACAACUUCACCUGAAACUCCAGCUACUGAGGGACAUAGUAAACCAACAAGGAGUGCAUUGGGGCAUUAAUAUUCCAAUGGGUACGGAUUAUUGCACAAUAAUGAUGAAAGUGGGUACUGAGGAAUUUUUGGAGAACAUUUAUUUACUGGAAUUUCACCCUUCUCUUGUUCUGGUGUGCUUGAUCCCCAAAGCUCUUGUGUAUAUCUACCAGGAAUUCUACAAGAUCUGUAUACUAAAAGCAGUCAGUAAAGCAAGCAAUCUAGAAAAGCAAUUAUUUGCUGAGGUACUGAUAGAAAAUGCUGUGCUGGUGCAAGAGAUUGCUUUGUCACUAUUAGAGGUGGGAGCAGGUGAAGGAAUAAAGAUAGGCAGAGAAAACCAGCUGUUUAUCUUGGAUUCCUUCUCCACAGUCCUGGAGCUUCUCACACUCCACCAUUGGCUGCUGGAGGUGGUGACAGAGAGUUUUGGGGAGUUCCAUUUGUACCUGAGGCCUGUGCUCUUCAAAUCUGCAUCUCACAGGGAGAAAGCAGACCACCUCCUACUAGUAUUCAUUCCAUCUCUCUUGGAAGAUGACAGCUGUGUUGACAGGCCUAUUCCAUCUAGCUUACUGUUAAGCAUCCAGGAAAUUGACAGUCAUAUUGGAAAGUUUAGUUUCCAUACAAGAGAUGGUAUUAUGCAGCUCUUGUGUCCAUCUGGAAUAAGAAACAUGCAACUUUUCCUGGCCUGUCAGGUCACUCAGAAAAAUGCUCAUUUGGUGGCUGUUCAGCAAGCCUCCUUUUGUUACUUGGUCCAGCCUCCCUGUACCCUGGACAUAAAG